Messenger RNA from Seminavis robusta, 1665 nucleotides. NCBI's taxonomy places the organism in Eukaryota, Bacillariophyta, Bacillariophyceae, Naviculales, Naviculaceae. The record is from the annotation of a GenBank genome assembly.
AUGGUGAGAAGCCCAGCACUACUACAAGCACUAGGACCAUGCCUUCUGGCUUGGUGCCUAAUGUGCCUCCAUGAUGUGGAAGCCAUUUCCAGUAUAGGUGAUACUGUAAACAACAAGAUACCCACAACAGGCAUAUGCAAACAAUCAUUAUCAACACGUGGAGGUGCUUCCAGUAUUAGGAAAAGUAGAGAGGAAGAUCCCUUUAUUUCCGUCGCUCGUGCCAUUCAAGAUCGUUUGGCAGACGUGAUGCAAGAUUCUUCGCCGCUUGAAGUGGGAGAUAUUGCGGAUGCCUUUGUCCAGCUAUCAUCGUCGCAGCAAACAUUCAAGGGUUUGGAUGGAGCCGCUCAUGAGGCGUAUCAACGAACCCAUACGGGAGAUGAUGUUGAUCUGUCAGUUAGAGGCAGAGCACGACGAAGUGCCGCUCGAGCUGCUGCUACAGCUGAUGGACUUGGAGCCUGUGAGCUUUGUGAGUUGCUUGAAAUUCCACUAUUGGACGAGGAGGAGGCAUCAGUCAAUGGGACUCUGGUGGGUCGUCAAGUUCUCUUGAAUCUGACGGUAGGAGAAAGCAACAUUUCCGUGGGAAAGGGCAAGCUAUCAGUAGUGGUUCUGUACGAACCGCUUUAUACAGGUGGUGCUGGCUUGAUGCAUGGUGGAAUUGAAGAACAAAACAGCAAGAUUCGGAGCAAGUCUAAUUCCGGACGUCUGCUUGUAAUUGUCAGCGACCAACUACAACAAGAUUUGACGCGGUCCUUACAAUUGUUGGAUCAGCCAGCCAAACAUGUGCGUCUCAGUUCUGGGCUUGUAAGUGGUGAGGUUGCUUCGGUGCAGCCCAGCUUGUACAAGGCAGCAGGGUUGUUGCUGGAGACUCUGGCACCCAUUCUUCGACAGUACGAUAAUUCAACCUCAGCAAUUCACUUUGUCGGACGAUCCUUGGCGGGUGGUGUUGCAAAUCUUGCUGCCAUUAUGUUAGAUGGAAGCCUUCCCAUGCCCAAGAAAAACAAAAAGGCCAACAAAAAGUCCAAGAAAAACCAGUCAGCUGCACCGGUCGAGGCAAGCCCAUCCAAAGAAGGUAACGAUCUGCCAAUGAAUGCCACCUCGGAUGCGAAUGCCACAAACGUGCAACCACUGUCAGGUCUGGGAAGGGACCGAACGUCCUGUGUUAGCUUGGGAGCUCCUCCCUGUGUCUCGGCCAAUGUCGAAUCGGAGUUUAUCAUUUCCAUCCUUUAUGGUGAUGACAUUAUUUGUCGAGCAUCCAGGGCCAGCUUCGAUCGGCUCUUGGAUCGGUCCCAAAAAGCAAUCAAGAGCAAGGGAUGGUUUGGAGGGAAGCAACUCAACAUGAUGGGGGAUGCCUUCUCCUUGACAAUGUCAAGUUUGAGGUCGCAUGCACACGGGAGUGAAGGAGAAGAGCUGCGAUUGGCCACGCCUGGUCGAGCAUAUUUAUUGCGACCAAGACGACUGGGAGGUGCCUGUAGCAUUCAUGAAGUGGGAAACCGACUCAAGGGAGGACGAGAAGCAUUACGAGCGCAUAUUUUGUGGCAGCUAGAUGAUAUUCUGCUGAGCAAGAGCUUAUGGAAACAUCAUCAAUUGACUUCGUACAUUCAUGGACUGGAUAGAGCGCAUUUGAGGGGCUUUUCGGAUGAUGCCGAAGAAGAGGAAGAUUAUUAA